This is a messenger RNA of Contarinia nasturtii (swede midge), 868 nucleotides long. RefSeq lists its product as uncharacterized. The transcript is spliced from 3 exons. The coding region runs from base 77 to 700 and encodes 207 amino acids. Lineage: Eukaryota; Metazoa; Arthropoda; Insecta; Diptera; Cecidomyiidae. The record is from RefSeq and is a predicted model, not a curated record.
GUAUGCAGAAAACAACGAGAGAAACAAGUUAAUUCUUAAAUUCAGAGGUAUACGUUUCGUGUGGACAACUGAAAGAAUGAAGCAAUUUUUAUUUUUGGUAAUACUAUCGAUUUUGGUGUUUGACGAGUUAUCCAUCAAAGGGGCUAUGGGGCAAAUCAGCUAUGAAACACUUGUCACUGCGUUUGAUACCAAAGCCAAAGAAACCUUGAUUCGAGAAAGAAAUAAUUUAGAUCCAUAUUUCAAGGGGAAAAGAAUUAAUUGGAAAUCAGGAUUGGCACCUUUGUUCACAUUCUGUAAACCAAAGGACUUCGAUAUGUUUAAAAGCAUGUUGAACUCAAUAAGUUGCCAUUUCGGAAAAACGAACGCGAUACAAAGAGUAUGCGAAGACAUAAGAUCUCAUUUUCCAAAUCUCUUAAGCGCUUCAGAAAUCCCACCUGAAGCCGAAUUCACGUACCAAUAUUGGCGAAACGAAGCGAUUAGUCAGGAACAUCUCAAGAAAGUUGCUAAUAAAUUGAAAGAAUUGCAUGAUUGUCAUAGAGCAUUUUUCAAUACAUUUGAAUCGAAAAUGACGAGUAUUUUGAAUAGAAAGUCAAAAAAAGUUUUGGCAACUCUUACUGAAGCAAAAUUGAAGUUAAUGGAAUACGAUACUCAACGAGAUAAGUGGGCAAAUUUCUUAUUAGGCAUUUUGGCAGACAUUUAGACCCAUUAGAAAGUCAAUUUAAAUGAAUUUAUUAUACCAUUUGAAUUGAAGUUUGAUAAAAGAUCGAAAAAUCAUUGAAAUAAAAUUUCCUAACAUGAAUCCCGACUGUAAUGUUUGAGAAAUUAAAUGAAUAAACUUUCAAUAAAGAUAUUAAUAAAAAUAUCAUAA